UUGAGGGAACCAAAACCAAACAUCCAGACGAAAUCUAAAUCUAAAAAUUGAAGAUUUUUCAAGAACAUGAAUGGUCUCAAGAACCAUUGCAACCACAUCAUUUCCUUUUCCCUUCUGUUCCUUACUUUACUAUGUGGAUUAAUCACCUUCAAGCCUUUCUCUCCAUUCCAGUAUUACACAAGAAACGUGACCAGUACUAGCCAAAAAGAUGCACUGGGACUGGCUUUGGCUGAGGCAUCGACAGAAAACAAAGCUGUGAUAAUCGCUAUGGUAAACAAGGCCUUUGUAGAGGGUGACGAUAAGUCAAUGCUAGACCUUUUCUUGGAUAGUUUCUGGCAUGGUGAAAAUACGAGAGGUUUGGUUGAUAAUCUCCUGCUUGUUAAUGUUGAUCAAGCGUCCUAUGAACGGUGCAAGUUUCUCCGGCUUCACUGUUACAAACUUGAAACAGAUGGUGUGAAAUUUGAUAAAGAGGAAGUGUACAUGUCCGAUGAAUUUAUCAAGAUGAUGUGGAGGAGAACCUUGUUUCUUGGACAAGUACUCAGACGUGGCUAUAACUUCAUUUUUACGGAUGCUGAUGUAUUGUGGUUAAGGAACCCAUUUCCAAGGCUGAGCUUCAACAAAAACAUUGAUCUACAAAUAAGUACAGAUAGGUUCAAUGGUGAUCAAUGGUCACAGACCAACCCAAUAAACACGGGCUUCUUCAUGAUCAGGUCAAACAAGAACACUAUUCAAUUAUUUGACUUGUGGUAUGAAAGGAAAGACAAGUCUACUGGACAGAAAGAGCAAGAUGUUUUAAAUGGAAUGCUUCAUGGAGGUGUAUUUAAGAAGCUAGGCCUUAGAGUAAGGUUCCUGGACACCCUCUACUUCAGUGGAUUCUGUCAGGAUAGCAAGGACAUUAGAGCUGUUACAACUGUUCAUGCCAAUUGUUGUCGAACGAUUAGUGCCAAGAUUACUGACUUAUCUGCUGUUAUAGAUGAUUGGAAGAGAUUCAAGCGGUCUGCGGUCAAUGAGACAUCAACAUUUGGAAAUUUGAAGCAUGAGGCGUGUGCACAUUCAUGGGGGAAAUGA
Messenger RNA from Populus trichocarpa (black cottonwood), 1068 nucleotides. RefSeq lists its product as uncharacterized. The transcript is spliced from 3 exons. Bases 67 to 1068 code for a protein of 333 amino acids. NCBI's taxonomy places the organism in Eukaryota, Viridiplantae, Streptophyta, Magnoliopsida, Malpighiales, Salicaceae. The record is from RefSeq and is a predicted model, not a curated record.